AUGAAACGCGCUGCUGGAAGGAGCCGCUGGGUAACUGAAUGGCAAGUACUUAGUUUGUUGUUUUUGUCUGGCGUUUCGGAGUGGGCUUCCGCAGCAAUUCGCUAUGCCAUACCCGAGGAAACGCAAAAAGGCUCCUCGGUGGGGAAUGUGGUAGCUGAUCUGGGCUUGGAGCUCAAGCGGCUGCCGGAUCGCAGGCUCCGGGUGGUGUCUGGAGGCAGCAAGAGGUACUUUGAGGCAGAUCUGAAGAGCGGGAUGUUGUUUGUGAAGGAGCGGAUAGACCGGGAGGAACUCUGCGGGACGCUGUCUCCGUGCACCUUGGGCUUUGAGAUUGUGCUAGAGAACCCGCUGGAGCUAUACAGCGCUGCAGUGGAAAUCCAGGACAUCAAUGACAACGACCCAGCUUUCCCGGCCAGCCGAAUCAGGCUGGAAGUCAGUGAGUCAGUGGCGCCUGGAGCGCGCUUCCCACUAGAGAGCGCGCAAGACUCGGAUGUGGGGAGUAACUCUUUGCAGACCUACCAGCUCAGCGCCAACCAGCAUUUUGUGUUAAAUGUGAAGACGCGAGGGGAUGGCAGCAAAUAUGCGGAACUGGUGCUGGAAAAGGAGCUAGACAGGGAGGGGCAACCAGAACUGCAGCUGGUCCUCACAGCACUGGAUGGGGGAAGCCCUCCGAGAUCUGCCAGUGUGCACAUCCACAUUGAUGUUCUGGACGCUAAUGAUAAUGCCCCGGUCUUUAACCAGACUACCUACCGGGCGAGCGUAAGGGAGAACACCCGAACAGAUACUCUGGUGGUCAAAACCAGCGCCUUUGAUUUGGAUGCGGGGCCCAAUGGAGAUAUAGUUUACUCCUUCAGUAGUCACACCGCUGCCAAAGUGAGAGAGCUCUUUGCCCUGGACUCCGCUACUGGAGAACUGAGGGUCAAAGGGCUUCUGGAUUACGAAGAAACGUUUUUUUAUGAGAUUUAUAUACAAGCUAAAGACAAGGGCUCUAAUCCGGGAGUGGCUCAUUGCAAAGUACUGGUGGAAAUCAUUGAUGUAAAUGACAACGCCCCUGAGAUCACAGUGACGUCAGUAUACAGCCCGGUGCCUGAAGACGCCGCCCCAGGGACAGUGAUAGCUUUGCUAAGCGUCACUGACCUGGAUUCUGGAGAUAACGGUCUGGUAAACUGCUUGAUGCCCAUUGGCAUCCCUUUCACACUCAGUUCCUCCCUGAAGAAUUACUACACAUUGAAAACCAAAGCAGCUUUGGAUCGGGAACUUGUGUCGGAGUAUAACAUCACCGUCACAGCCAGGGACUCGGGAUCGCCCUCACUCUGGGCGGAAAGCCAGAUACUAGUGCAAGUGUCAGAUAUCAACGACAACCCCCCCAAAUCUCCCCAGCUCUCCUACCAGGUGUAUGUGGCGGAAAACAACCUCCCUGGCGCGCCAAUAUUUAACGUAAGUGCCUGGGAUCCAGACCUGAACCAGAACUCUCGCCUCUCCUUCUCCAUCCUGGAAAACAGCCCCUCGGGCAAUGUCGUUGGCGGGUAUUUCUCUAUCAGUCCGGAGAACGGCACCAUUUGUGCCCUGCCCUCCCUGGACCACGAAGACAUCAUGGAAUUCAGAAUAACAGUGCAUGUCCGCGAUGACGGCCUCCCGGCGCUCGCCACCAAGCUCACUGUCACUGUGUUUGUUACGGACCUGAAUGACAACGCGCCCAGCGUGUUAUACCCGCCUCCAAACGCCAGUUCCUUGCACCUCGAGAUGAUCUCGCCGACAGUCAGCGCCGGGCACGUGGUCACCAAGCUUGUGGCCUGGGAUGCGGACUCGGGAUACAACGCUUGGCUCUCCUACACCCUUCUUCAGGCCACCGACACCAGCCUCUUUUCGGUGGGACUGCACAGCGGGGAGAUAAGCACCGUUCGCCAGCUGCUGGAGGGCGAUGCUCCUAAGCACACUUUGGUCAUCUUGGUCAAAGACCAUGGGGAGCCAGCCCGGUCCUCUAGCGCGACCAUCACCAUAGCCGUAGCGGAGACUGCUAAGGAGGCCAUGACGGACCUCACUGAUGUGUCCCCCACACAAGACAAAAAGAAGCAGUUGACUUUCUAUUUAAUCCUGGCUGUGAUCUUGGUCUCCGUGGCCUUCUUUGUCACGGUCAUAGGGGUGAGCAUUGUUCAAGUUUACAAAUGGAGGCAAUCGAAGGAGAUUUUCAGCUCCUCCAGGAGCUCCCUGUACGGAACGCCGGGGCCUUUCACCCGCAUAGACGCUGUCCGGGGUGGAUAUGUGCCUCCGAACUUCUACCAGCAGGUGUAUCUUACCACGGACUCCCGCCAGAGUGAUCUUCUGUGCACAAAGCCCUUCGCCCCCAGUCCCACUGGGAGCCGGCAGAACACUGUGAAAAACUGCGAGCCCGGAUUAUAUCAUCAGAGAAUAGACACAGCUAGCAGGUGUCCCGCUCCCGGCGAGGUAAUGUAG
Messenger RNA from Emys orbicularis (European pond turtle), 2451 nucleotides. RefSeq names its product protocadherin gamma-C3-like. The record is from RefSeq and is a predicted model, not a curated record. Gene Ontology annotation, cellular component: plasma membrane. Gene Ontology annotation, biological process: homophilic cell-cell adhesion. The transcript has a single exon. The coding region runs from base 1 to 2451 and encodes 816 amino acids. NCBI's taxonomy places the organism in Eukaryota, Metazoa, Chordata, Testudines, Emydidae. Gene Ontology annotation, molecular function: calcium ion binding.